Messenger RNA from Loa loa (African eye worm), 1566 nucleotides. Its product is annotated as nuclear hormone receptor family member nhr-31. Lineage: Eukaryota; Metazoa; Nematoda; Chromadorea; Rhabditida; Onchocercidae. Gene Ontology annotation, biological process: regulation of DNA-templated transcription. The transcript is spliced from 11 exons. The record is from RefSeq and is a predicted model, not a curated record. The coding region runs from base 1 to 1566 and encodes 521 amino acids. Gene Ontology annotation, molecular function: DNA-binding transcription factor activity; sequence-specific DNA binding; zinc ion binding.
AUGCCGAUGAUCAAGGAGGUAAUGCUUGGAGCCAGUAGAUCCAACGCACAUUCCUCUUAUGAUAUCAAGGACAAACCUACUGUUAUGAACGUCGCUGCAGAGAAUAAUGCAGUGUGCGCAGUAUGCGGUGAUGGCCACGCGAAGUUGCACUAUGGUAUUUUAGCUUGUUACGGAUGCAAAGGGUUUUUUCGACGAACGCUCACCGGGAAGUAUCGAUAUGCAUGCAGAUUCGGCAAUAACUGCAUCGUUGAUAAAUAUCAGAGGAACAGUUGCCGGUACUGUCGUUUUCAACGGUGUUUGGAAGUAGGAAUGGAUCCUAAAGCAGUGCGACCCGAUCGUGAUUUAACUGGCAGACAACGAGUUCCACGUUUGCGAAAAAGACAGAUUGAUGAGGGACUCUUAAACCACAUGCAUAACUCUGGUAGCAAUUUUUUUCAAAUGCGAUUGCAAGGUAAUGACUGGUCACAAAAACUACCGAUGGAAUCCCGCGUAUUGCUAAUGCGGCUGAUGAAUAUUGAGUGGAAAAUUGUUAAAAGAGAUGAAACAGUAUCCAUAAGGAAUAAUAGUAAGGACUUAUCCAAGACCAUCUCUCUUCGGGAGCUUUUUGAACAGAAACCAAGUUUGGAUGGCCAAUCAGCUAAGAUUAGGUACGAACCAUACCGGAUGGCUCAACUCGAUGAACUACCUCAAAUUGCUCAUCGUAGGGCGAUGGCUGCUGUUGACUGGGUUGAUUCAUUGGCUGAACUAGCUGACAUUACCGAUACUGAAGACAAAAUUGCUCUCGUAAAAUCAUGCUAUUCACCUUUGACUAUAUUCAAUUUUUCAACGAGAACAGCUCAAAACACUGACAAUCCCGAUAUACUAUGCCUAUGCAGUUUUUCAUAUGUACCAAGGAAGCUUCCACUCGAAUUCACCCAAACGAAUCAACUGUCCGACGAUUUAGUCAAUAGAACGUUAAAUGAACUAGUAGUCCCACUGAGGAAACUGAAAUUGAAGGAGGAAGAAGUAGUACCGCUCAAAGCAGUUAUAAUUUUAAAUCCGAAUGCAAAAGGUUUGUCAAUGGCUGCGCAACAAAUUGUGUCAAAUCUUCGGGACCGUGUCCAGGAAGUGCUAUUCGAAGUUAUCAAAGAGCUGAAUCCCACCUACAGAGCCACUACACGGUUUGGCAACCUCCUUUUGUUACUACCUACAAUCAUGACGCUAUCUGGAACAAUGAGUGAGAAUCUGCAAUUUCUGCAAACUUUAGCUAGAGAUCAGAAAGAGGACAACCUACUCAAUGAUAUGUUUGGUAAGGUGUAUGCCAAGCUAGAUGACCCAGUAACCUCGACGUCCUUACCACCGAUACUUGAAAAUCCGGCCGAAAUAUCGUUAAAAUAUGCCAGCUCAUCACAUCGACCAACAACGAUAAAUGGUAAUAUGGUAAAUGAAGGGAAAUUUAGAAUGGACUCGAGCACACAAACUUAUGCGGAUGAUAGCCUUAAAGGAUUAUUAUCAAGCAGCAGCUUAUGCAAAUCACUCACUCCUCCUAGCCAUGUAAAACUUUCUUCACGUCGCUUCACUGUGUAG